Messenger RNA from Gracilinanus agilis (Agile Gracile Mouse Opossum), 948 nucleotides. RefSeq names its product homeobox protein otx5-like. Gene Ontology annotation, molecular function: DNA-binding transcription factor activity, RNA polymerase II-specific; RNA polymerase II cis-regulatory region sequence-specific DNA binding. Bases 1 to 948 code for a protein of 315 amino acids. Gene Ontology annotation, cellular component: nucleus. The record is from RefSeq and is a predicted model, not a curated record. NCBI's taxonomy places the organism in Eukaryota, Metazoa, Chordata, Mammalia, Didelphimorphia, Didelphidae. Gene Ontology annotation, biological process: regulation of transcription by RNA polymerase II; multicellular organism development. The transcript is spliced from 3 exons.
AUGAUGUCCUCUUACAUCAAGUCGCCUUCCGCCCAUUACUCGGUCAACGCUUUGGCCCUGGCUGCACCUGCCUUGGAGAUUCUACAUGGAACGAGCACGGCGGGGUACUCGGGCACGCCUCGGAAGCAGCGCCGAGAGAGGACCACAUUCACCCGGGCUCAGCUUGACAUCCUGGAAGGCCUUUUUGCUAAGACCAGAUACCCUGAUAUCUUCAUGCGAGAAGAUGUCGCUGGCAAGAUCAACCUACCAGAAUCUCGAGUCCAGGUUUGGUUUAAGAACCGGCGUGCAAAGUGUCGCCAGCAGCAGCAGCAACAGCAGCAGCCAGCAGGCGGGGGGACGUCCAAGACCAGACCAACGAAGAAGAAGUGUGUCUCCCCACCCCGAGGUGGAGCAGAGCCUGGGCCAGAACCGCCGGGUCCCUACAGCCCAGCUCCGGCUCCCUCAGCCACUCCUCCUUCAGCAUCCGUAUCCAUCUGGAGCCCCGGUCUCUCCCCACUGUCCGACCCGCUGGCAGCAAUGGGGGCCUCAGGAAGUUCAGCUAUUUGCACCCAACGUGCUCCGGGGGCUUCUGUGGCUGCCUCCUCUUCCUAUGCUCUGACCUACGCCCCAGCCCCAGCAGCCUUCAGUGCUUCCUCCUCACCCUAUGGAGGUUCUAGUUCCUUCUUCGGGGGUCUAGACUGCAGCCCUUACCUCUCUCCCAUGGGGUCCCAGCUAGGAGGACCCGGUUCCUCCCUCAGCCCCCUCCCUGCUCCUGGUUUGGGGCCCCACUUGGGCCAGUCGCCAGCCUCCCUGUCAGGUCAGAGUUUUGGGGCUGGGGGCCUGGGCUUCAGCCCUGUGGACUGCCUGGAUUACAAAGACCCCAGCAGUGCCUGGAAACUCAACUUCAACACAACAGCUGAUUGCCUGGAUUACAAAGAUCAGGGCUCAUGGAAAUUCCAGGUGUUAUAG